This is a messenger RNA of Pyrgilauda ruficollis (rufous-necked snowfinch), 2468 nucleotides long. It is a transcript of the gene PKM, whose product is annotated as pyruvate kinase M1/2. Gene Ontology annotation, biological process: glycolytic process; cellular response to insulin stimulus. The record is from RefSeq and is a predicted model, not a curated record. Lineage: Eukaryota; Metazoa; Chordata; Aves; Passeriformes; Passeridae. Bases 58 to 1785 code for a protein of 575 amino acids. Gene Ontology annotation, cellular component: cytoplasm. The transcript has 12 exons. Gene Ontology annotation, molecular function: pyruvate kinase activity; magnesium ion binding; potassium ion binding.
GGCAGGAGGGAGUAUUGAAAAGACUCUUGGUGGUCGUGGGCAUGGUGCUGUGGACAAAUGGGUGUUUGGGAUACUUUCUGGCUCCUGCGUCUCUGCUCUCGCCCCUGGACAAGCUCCAAGGGAAGACUGGCAAUGAAGAGAAGCUAUGAAGGGAACAUCUGCAUAGAAGGCAGACACAGGAAUCGAGCAAUCAUGUCGAAGCACCAUGAUGCAGGGACCGCUUUCAUCCAGACCCAGCAGCUGCAUGCUGCCAUGGCAGACACCUUCCUGGAGCACAUGUGCCGCCUGGACAUCGACUCAGAGCCAACCAUUGCCAGAAACACCGGCAUCAUCUGCACCAUUGGCCCGGCCUCCCGCUCUGUAGAGAAGCUGAAGGAAAUGAUUAAAUCUGGAAUGAACGUUGCCCGCCUCAACUUCUCUCACGGCACCCAUGAGUAUCAUGAGGGCACAAUCAAGAAUGUGCGAGAAGCCACAGAGAGCUUUGCCUCUGAUCCCAUCACCUACAGACCUGUGGCUAUUGCACUGGACACCAAGGGACCUGAAAUCCGAACUGGACUCAUUAAGGGAAGUGGCACAGCAGAAGUGGAGCUGAAGAAGGGCGCACAGCUCAAAGUGACCCUGGACGAUUCCUUCAUGGAGAACUGUGAUGAGAACACACUCUGGCUCGACUACAAGAAUCUCACCAAAGUUGUGGAAGUUGGCAGCAAAAUCUACGUGGAUGAUGGUCUGAUUUCUUUGGUGGUUAGGGAGAAAGGGAAGGACUAUGUCAUGACAGAGAUUGAGAACGGCGGCAUGCUUGGCAGCAAGAAGGGCGUGAACCUGCCUGGUGCUGCUGUUGACCUGCCUGCUGUCUCUGAAAAGGACAUUCAGGACCUAAAAUUUGGUGUGGAGCAGAACGUAGAUAUGGUGUUUGCUUCCUUCAUCCGCAAGGCUGCUGAUGUCCAUGCUGUCAGGAAGGUGCUGGGGGAAAAGGGAAAGAACAUCAAGAUCAUCAGCAAAAUUGAGAACCACGAGGGUGUGCGCAGGUUUGAUGAGAUCAUGGAGGCCAGUGAUGGCAUUAUGGUGGCCCGCGGUGACCUGGGUAUCGAGAUCCCAGCUGAAAAAGUCUUCCUCGCCCAGAAGAUGAUGAUUGGGCGCUGCAACAGGGCUGGCAAACCCAUCAUCUGUGCCACUCAGAUGCUGGAAAGCAUGAUCAAGAAGCCUCGCCCGACCCGUGCUGAGGGCAGCGACGUCGCUAACGCCGUCCUGGACGGAGCAGACUGCAUCAUGCUGUCUGGGGAAACAGCCAAGGGAGACUAUCCCCUCGAGGCUGUGCGCAUGCAGCACGCUAUUGCCCGGGAGGCCGAAGCCGCCAUCUUUCACAGGCAGUUGUUUGAGGAACUGCGUCGUCUGACCCCCCUCAACUGCGACCCCACCGAGGCCGCUGCAGUUGGCGCUGUGGAAGCGUCCUUCAAGUGCUGCAGCGGGGCCAUUAUUGUGCUCACCAAGUCUGGAAGGUCGGCGCACCUGGUGUCGCGGUACCGCCCGCGGGCCCCCAUCAUCGCCAUCACCCGCAAUGAGCAGACGGCGCGCCAGGCCCACCUGUACCGCGGCAUCUUCCCCGUGCUCUGCAAAGACCCUGCCCAGGACGCCUGGGCCGAGGACGUGGACCUGCGUGUCACCCUGGGCAUGAAUGUUGGCAAAGCUCGAGGGUUCUUCAAGAGCGGCGACCUGGUGAUCGUGCUCACGGGCUGGCGCCCUGGCUCUGGCUACACCAACACCAUGCGCGUGGUGCCCGUACCCUGAGCGCCCACCGGGCCUUCUUCUCCUGCCCCCCUGCCCUCCCACCACCCCACUGCCCUGUCUCCCAUUGCAGUAGACCAGCCAUCGCUUGCGCUGUUGUCCUUGUCCCUAGAGUGGAUGUAGGUUGCUAAACACCACCCAGUGCAGCAGCAGCAGGGGCAAGAGACCUUAAAUCACUAAAAAAAAAUAUACUUGAAGUGUUUAGUUUUUUAAAAAUCUCUCCCUGUAGUUAAAGUCCUGCCUUGAUGUGUGUUGGAGUCAGCGUAGGAGGUUUCUGCGUGCUGUUGGGACUCCUCUUUCCUGGUGACUGUCCUCAGAGUGUGAAAUGUCCCUUUCCCUGGCCCUGGUGUGGGGUUUUGGGGAAGGCGAGAGGCGAUGUGGUCAACAGUUCUGCUGGACCCCUCCUUGCUCGAGGCAAGCUGCUACUCCCCCUUCCUGUAAUGGCUACACUCCUCUCCAGGCCCAGUCCAAGGCAGAUCCAGCCUUUCUCAGCUGGCUCUUUUUGGAAUGGGGGCAGGGGAAGAGUGUCAGCUCCAUGCACAGAGCUUCCCGUGCUCCCCUUGCAGCGUUGUCUCCUGUGUUAGUCAUGUCCCCCCACCACUCCAGAGUCCCCCCCUCACCCAGCACUCUGAUGGGCCCUGGGGUGGGAGAGCACAACUGUCCAUCAAUAAAGAGAAGCUGAAGCA